AUGACUGUCAUUGCUGUAGCCGGCGGAACUGGUGGAGUGGGGAAGACCAUCGUGGAAAAAUUGCUGGAAUCCGAAUUCGACGUGGUCGUGUUAUCUCGCAGUGUGAAACAAGACUCUGCUUCACAGAAACCUCAGAAUGUGCAAAUCAACUACGACGAUAUUCCCUCAAUGACACACAAGCUCGAGCAACACAACGUCCACACUAUCAUCUCCGCCAUUGGUCUUCUUUCUGACGAGACAAGCCAGUCCCAGUUAAAUCUGAUUGAAGCAGCAGAGAAAUCAGCAUCGACGAAAAGAUUCAUUCCUAGUGAAUAUUCAUUUGUUCAAACCGAGGAGUAUGUCAGCCAGAUCCAGUUUAGUACUUAUUCCGUGCUGAUGAGUGAUAUUCAACUUACCAGUCUACUCCCAAUCGACCCCAGCAUCCAGUACUGGCUCGAUGCGGCGAAUCGUCUCAAGGCUAGUACCUUGCAAUAUACCAGGGUAAUUCCUGGGUUUUUCAUGGACUAUUGGGGAAUGCCAAAUGUUCAAACUCAUCUCCAGCCCUUUACAUUUGGCAUCGAUAUAGCCAGCGGUACCGCUGCAAUCCCAGGCGAUGGCAACAACGUGAUCUGUAUGACAUACACGAACGACAUGGCUACUUACCUGGUCAAAGCACUUGGUCUUGACCAGUGGCCUGAGUUUACUGUCAUCGUUGGAGAUGAAGUCACCUAUAACCAGAUCCUCGACAUGGCGGAGGAAUUCACCGGCAAGAAAUUCAAAGUCACUUAUGAUAGCCUGGAGAAGGUUAUGUCGGGCGACGUCACUGUUCCGCCUCAGCCAGGGAGCGUGGAUGCCUCGUCGGAUGAACUCAAGGAGACGACUGCUUUGGUGAGCAGGCUUACUGUUAGUAAUGUCUUUAGCUUGCCGGAUGAUCGUCUCAAUGCUCGGUUCCCGGAGGUGAAGCCAAUCACGAUGAGGGAGUUCUUAUACAAGGCCUGGAAAGGAAGCAGUGCAUAA
Messenger RNA from Penicillium bovifimosum, 996 nucleotides. RefSeq lists its product as uncharacterized. Bases 1 to 996 code for a protein of 331 amino acids. The transcript is spliced from 3 exons. The record is from RefSeq and is a predicted model, not a curated record. Lineage: Eukaryota; Fungi; Ascomycota; Eurotiomycetes; Eurotiales; Aspergillaceae.